Juglans microcarpa x Juglans regia is the source of this 2514-nucleotide messenger RNA. RefSeq names its product E3 ubiquitin-protein ligase WAV3-like. The record is from RefSeq and is a predicted model, not a curated record. Gene Ontology annotation, molecular function: metal ion binding. NCBI's taxonomy places the organism in Eukaryota, Viridiplantae, Streptophyta, Magnoliopsida, Fagales, Juglandaceae.
AAGAGGGUGUAGAAAGUAUAGAAGAAGUUUAUCAGAAUAUAUUUUAUUGAGAGAAAAUAUACAUACACAAGCAAGGUACAGACGUCAGGGAAAAAAAAAGGUACUGGGGUCGAGGACUAGCCAAGCUGUGCGUAUAUAUAUGUGCGUGGGGUGUCUGGUAUGUUUAGAAGAACAAUAAUAAACAUAAAAGAAACAGCAACAACAGCUGCGAGAGCUGAGAGCCUCGGACAAUUUGCAGACUUGGCAGAGAGCUUUGUCUGCCCAUCCCGCCUCGGCCCUUUCAAUUCUCAGGUCUCAGAGCCUAUAAAGUGUCUGAAGAAGAAGAAUAAUAAGAAGAAGAAGAUAAGUGUGAGAGGAAUGGGAGGAGGAACAGGAGCAGGAGCAACAUCAACAUUGAGGAAAGCAGCUCGGAAGGUGGUGGUAGCUGCAGCAUAUGCUUGUGGUUCCUUCUCCAGAAGUAAGGCUCUCGUGGACCUCCAUACCACCAGCACUACUCAACCUAUCUCGGAUAAUUUAGGUGUGUCUCGCACAAAGUCGAAGAACGGUUCAGCAGAAGAUGUUGCAGAUGAAGCAGAACCAUCUUCCCACAAUGCACCUACUUCCAAGAGCUUAUGUGCAAUAUGUCUAGAGCCUUUGAGUUAUAACAGCAAGGGAAGCAACCCGGGACAGGCAAUUUUUACAGCCCAGUGCUCUCAUUCUUUCCACUUCGCUUGCAUCUCCUCCAAUGUACGCCAUGGUAGUGUCACCUGCCCCAUUUGCCGUGCCCAUUGGACCCAACUGCCCCGCAGCCUUAACCCUCCUUGUGCUUCAUUCUCUUCCUGCAACCAAAAUGAUCCCAUACUCCAACUCCUUGAUGACUCCAUUGCUACUUUCCGUGUCCACAGGCGGUCCUUCCUGCAGUCUGCCCGCUAUGACGACGAUGACCCAAUUGAGCCUGAUCACUUGACUACUCAUCCCCGUCUUUGUCUCUCAUUGGUGCAUCCCCCUAGUGCACCUCCCAUAUUUCAUUCAUCUAUGCAAAUGACCAGCCGCACCUCAAACCCCUAUCAUCCACCCCUACAUCACUUGACAUGCAGUUCCUCAUCAUCACUAUCAUCACCAACUAGGCAAACACCUUAUAUUAGGUGUACCCCCUCGAACAUAUCUUUUCUUUCAGUAAAAUUGGCACAUCAACAAGCAACUGACUUGGUCUUGGUUGCAAGUCCCAACGGGCCGCACCUGAGGCUUCUCAAGCAAUCUAUGGCAAUGGUGGUUUUCUCCCUUCGGCCAAUUGAUCGUUUAGCCAUUGUUACUCACUCAUCAGCUGCAGCUCGUGUCUUCCCCCUUAAACGCAUGACAUCCUAUGGCAAGCGAACUGCCUUACAAGUCAUUGAUCGGCUCUUCUACAUGGGGCAAGCAGAUCCUUUUGAAGGUCUAAAAAAGGGCAUCAAGAUACUUGAAGAUCGUGUCCAUAAAAAUCCACAGUCCCGUAUCCUGCAUCUUUCUGACAGUCCAACACGAUCUUAUCAUGCUAUCAACAUGGAAGCACCCAUUCCAAUCCAUAGGUUUCACGUCGGGUUCGGCUUUGGAACCUCGAAUGGAUUUGUCAUGCAUGAAUUUGAGCAGUUCCUAUCAAGAAUGCUGGGAGGGGUCAUUAGAGAUAUCCAGUUGAGGAUUGGAGAGGAUUUUAACUGUAGAAUGGUAAGGAUUGGAGAGUUGAAAGGCAGUGAUGAAAAGAGGAUCUCUUUAGACCUGGGUGAGUAUGGACAUGUUCGAGUUGGAUACAGCUACAUUGAGGGAGAGGUUGAUGAAUGCAUCAUAACAGGGGAAACUAUAGUGAAUGUAGGGGAUAAAAGUAACCCUUCAGGAACUGCAGGAAUGGAUGUGAUCACUCGUGGGAGGAGCAGUAGUGUUGAAGCUUGGGAUUACCAUGAUCCUUACAUGGCUAGAAGAUGGGCAAAGCAUUUACAUGGCUACAGGCUUUGAAUCGAUCCAAGUUAUCCCACAGAUUUUUUAUGUCUAUAUCUAUACGAAUCAGCCACCAUUUUUGAAGAUGAUUUACGCCAUCCAGAACCAAUGUCGAGUCUGAUUAGUUAACAGGGCGGGCUUCUACGCUCAAACCUCGCUGAGAAAGUAUGUGCAAUAUAUACUUUUUCUCACUCUUGCUAUUACAACGAAGGAUUAAAAUUUAUUCAAUCGAACCUCAAGCUGUCGUACAAUUAUCAAUUGUAAUUUAUGUUUUUAUUGUUUCAGCCGCUUAAAGAUCGGCUCAAAUACUAAACGACUUGAGCAGAGGCAAACGACAUUUCCAUAGUGCACUAGGUAGAGCUUGGAUUUGCUCCAUCUGUAUACUGAUAAUAGUAGUAAUGGUGUUAGAAGAAGAAAAGGAAAUGGUGGAAGGCGGAAGAAGAUAAAGAGAAAAAAGCUCUCAUAUAACUACCCUGUAGAAGAGGGGACGAAGAGGGAUCCUGUUCUGCUUUUAAUAUGUUAUUGCUGUCAUAGACAUGCCGCGGACUUUAUAUAUUAUAUUGUCCU